This is a messenger RNA of Cornus florida, 1002 nucleotides long. RefSeq names its product mitochondrial import receptor subunit TOM20. Gene Ontology annotation, biological process: protein insertion into mitochondrial outer membrane. Gene Ontology annotation, cellular component: mitochondrial outer membrane translocase complex. Gene Ontology annotation, molecular function: protein binding. The record is from RefSeq and is a predicted model, not a curated record. NCBI's taxonomy places the organism in Eukaryota, Viridiplantae, Streptophyta, Magnoliopsida, Cornales, Cornaceae. The transcript is spliced from 6 exons. The coding region runs from base 177 to 779 and encodes 200 amino acids.
UUCGUAUGAUGUCGUUCCCUUUCAAGGGACUACUCUCUCAGUUUCUUCUCAAAACAGAAAGAAGCCCUAAUUAGUAAUUGCAAACAUAUAGGACUGACUGACUGGUUUAGAAUUUAGAUUAGAUUAGAUUUGUUGGUAGCAGAAAACAAACGCAGGCUUAUUUUGAAUCUGUCGACAUGGAUGUGCAAAGCGACUUCGAUCGCAUCUUCUUCUUCGAACAUGCUCGCAAGACCGCCGAAGUCACCUACGUCAAAAACCCACUCGAUGCCGAGAAUCUGACAAGAUGGGGAGGGGCGUUGCUCGAGUUAUCGCAAUUCCAAAGUUUUCCCGAUUCAAAGAAGAUGAUUCAAGAGGCGAUAUCGAAGCUGGAGGAAGCAUUGGUGGUUAAUCCGAAAAAGCAUGAUGCUCUUUGGUGCUUGGGUAAUGCACACACUUCUCAUGCUUUUAUGACUCCUGGUCAAGAUGAGGCCCAGGGUUAUUUUGACAAGGCAACUCAGUAUUUUCAGCAAGCUGUUGAUGAGGAACCAGAUAAUGAGCUUUACUGCAAAUCCUUAGAAGUGGCUGCUAAGGCCCCUGAGUUACACAUGGAGAUCCAUAAGCAUGGUUUGGGCCAGCAGGCUAUGGCAACGGGACCUUCCACUUCAAGUGCAAAGAGCUCGAAGAAAAAGAAGAACAAUGAUCUCAAGUACGAUGUAUUUGGAUGGAUAAUACUUGCAGUUGGCAUUGUUGCUUGGGUUGGAUUCGCAAAAUCUCAUGUACCUCCACCUCCUCCAAGAUGAGCCAAUCAUUUGUCGUGGGGUCUUUUGUGGAACUACAUUCAUUAGUUUUUUUUUUUUUUUUUUUCUCUCACAUGUUAAAGUUGUCUAACUAUUCACAAGUUAAUUUUUGACCUGAGUAAAUGUUCUUUGCCAAUGCAAACUGAUCUUUAAGAAAUUGUAUCCUCUAUAUGGGAUAAUUAUAUAUUUUAUCUCUAGUAAAUUAUGGUUAGGAAGCUUUUUUGGA